Messenger RNA from Linum tenue, 1435 nucleotides. The record is from the annotation of a GenBank genome assembly. Lineage: Eukaryota; Viridiplantae; Streptophyta; Magnoliopsida; Malpighiales; Linaceae.
UUAUUAUAUAUUAUUAUUAGUAGUAAUUCAAGAAGAACUACCACUUUGGAUCAAGACACAAAGAGGGAGAUUAGUAUAAUAGUGAAUAAUAUAUAGUCUACUCUCUUUCUUUCUUUUUUUUUUUUAUGAAGAAUAUAUAGUCUACUCUUCUUCUUGGGUGGUGGUAUCUAACUAUCUAUUAUCUUUCUCUCUCUCUCUCUUUGUGGAAGAUGAAAGGCCCAAAGCAAAGCAACAGAUUAGAAAUGCAAGUGGUGUGGGGAAUUAGAACACUGGAAUUUGUGAAAAGGGGGAUUCAUGAACCAGAAGAAGAGAAUUUUCAAUUUUGAGGGCAGAGGAAGAAGAAAACCACCUUCUUAAUCCCUCUACUAAUCCUAAAACUAUACUUGUAUACUCACACUACUAAUGUCCUUCCUUUCCUUCACACACAUAUUCCUUGAGUCAACUCCAAGCCUCCUUUCCUCUCUUUUCCCUUCAUUAUUGUCUUUUUUUUUCCCCCUUCUUUUUAAUCCCUCCCCUUAAUUACUCUUUCUCACAUUUCUUUUCCUCUGGCUACCUUCCUUUUCCCUUCCUCCCUCCCAUGGAGAAGCAGAGACUUGGGUUGCUCUUCAUCUUCGCCAUCGUCAUCUCCCUAGCCGUUCUCUCCUUCGUCUCCUGCGUCAUCGCCGAGAUCAAGAAAGUCAAGGUACUACCAACAUUUCUAAUUGAACCUCGCCUCGUGUCCCUCGAACUCCCGAACCUGAUUCUUCUUUUUGGGUUUUGGCAGAAGAAGGAUGUGAAAUUGCAGGAUGCGAUGUGCUAUCUGCCAGAGAGCCAUGCGUUUGGCUUCGGAAUCGCGGCAAUCGCAUCCCUAGUUAUCGCCCACGCAUUGACCAACUUGUUCAUUUGCGGCAACUUCUUGUCCUCUUUCUGCUCUUCUUCCAGAGAGAAGCCGGUCACCCCUCCUCUGCCUCCUUCCGCUUCUAUUUCUUCUUCAACUUCGUCUUCUUCCUCUGCCUCCAAGAAACCCUCCAUCCCCGCCCUCCUCCUCCUGCUCUUCUCCUGGGCGAGUUUUGGGCUAGCGGUGGUGCUAUUAGGGGGAGCAACGAGCAUGAGCGCAACGCAGCCGUUUGGGAAAGGAUGGCUCGACGGAAAGUGCUACGUCGUGAAAGACGGCAUCUACGCCGGCUCAGGGGUUCUGACGCUGGUUUCAACCGCCGCCGUCCUUGGCUCCGCCGUCGUCACCGUCAGAAAAGCCCAGGCUGAGCAGGGUCGCAGAGUACAUGCCCAAGCUGUCGUCGGCUCGUAAAUCUUUCUUUUUCCAUUAUUUUUUUUUUUUGUCGGAAAGAAAAAUUACAGGCUAGAUACAGAGUGAGAAACAGAAAACAAACUUAUACACAGAUUGAAAGUUACAAAGAUGAAUGAAAAGGAACUGGAAAGGAAUGCUGCAACUUUCGUC